UCUCUCUCUCUUUUUUUUUUUUUAAUUUUGAAGUUUAAGAGGGGAGAGAGAGAGAAGAGUGUGACAGUGUUUUCUCAACCAUCUCGAUCUUCUUCUUCUCUCUCUACUAAAGACUUUUUACUAUUUCAGUUCUAAUUUUAAGGACUAGUGAUGAUUUUCUCUGAGAUUAGUAAUUAGGAUUUUGAGAGAGAGAGAGAGAGGUGGGGUUAUUAAUGUAUGUGAAGGUAGGAACCGUAUCUGUCUCUGUCUUCUCCAAACCAUCUCUUAGGGUUUUAAUUCUGCUUAAAAAAAAUCUAGGGUUUGUUUCUGUCAGUGAUUUAUGAUGAUGAUGUGUGAGAGUGGAAGAUGAGAGUGUUGUCCAAAAACAAUGGUGGAUCGAAGAAGCGCAUUGUGUUUCGUCUCAUCCUUCUUCUUCUUGUCUCUGUUACUGUUCGACGGCGUCGCCGUUGCGAAACCACGGACUCGAUUCGACGAGCUGCUCACUCUGCUUCGUCUCAGGUCCACUCUCGGUUUAAAAGGAACCGAUUGGCCUAUCAAAGGCGAUCCCUGUCGCGUCUGGAGAGGGAUACAAUGCGACCGCAACGGUAGCAUCGUCGGGAUCAACAUCUCCGGUUUCAAGAGGACCAGGAUCGGUAAGCAGAGUCCUCACUUCGCCGUUGAUCCGCUCCUUAACCUCACUCGCUUAGCUUAUUUCAACGCCUCUGGAUUUGAGUUGCCUGGUUCUGUUCCUGAUUGGUUUGGUCUUAGUUUGACGACAUUGCGCGUCUUGGAUCUUAGCUCUUGUUCCGUGAACGGUGUUGUUCCCGUAACACUCGGUAAUCUCACUCGCUUGGUGAGUUUGAACUUGUCUCGUAACAGUCUCACCGGUUCGGUUCCGAGCAGUUUAGGGGAGCUGUCGAGUCUUUCGGAGCUUGAUCUCUCUAGGAACACGCUCACCGGAGCUCUUCCUCCUUCGUUCAGCUCGUUGCUGAACCUCACGAGUCUUGAUGUUUCUUCUAAUUACCUCACUGGUCCAAUCCCUCCCGGUGUGGGAUUGCUGUCGAAGCUUCUCUACUUGAACUUCUCAAGCAAUAGCUUCUCGUCUUCGAUUCCUCCAGAGAUUGGAGAUCUUGUUAAUCUUGUUGAUCUUGAUCUCAGCAUCAACUCAUUGUCUGGUUCAGUUCCUCUGGAGUUUCGAAAGUUAACGAAUCUGCGGAACAUGGUGAUUAGUGAUAACCUCUUGAGCGGAACUUUGCCAGCUGAUCUGUUUGGUGCUAAGAGCCAGCUUCAGAGCUUUGUUCUGAGAGAAAACGGUUUCUCUGGUAAUCUACCUGACGCGUAUUGGUCUUUGCCUAAGUUACGGAUCCUCGACAUCGCUAAGAACAACUUCACGGGGAUGCUACCCAACUCUAGCUCUGGUCCGAAUGCAGAUGUGGUCGAUAUCUCCUCGAACAUGUUCUACGGUGAGCUCACGCAGAUUCUCACAAGAUUCAGUGCUAUGUACCUCUCUGGUAACUACUUUGAAGGGAAGGUUCCAGAUUACGUCCUCAGAGCAAACGCGUCUCUGACCAGAAACUGUCUUCAAAACGAGAGGAGACAGAAGUCUUCAGAAGAUUGUUCAUCCUUCUACAAAGCUAAAGGGUUAGACUUUGAUGAUUUCGGACGUCCUAACUCUACACAGCCUACUUCUAAAAAGGCUUCUUCUACAGGGUUAAGCCGCAGGACUGUUAUUAUAUUAGCAUCAGUCGGUGGAGGUAUUGGGUUUAUUCUGAUAUUCAUUCUCUUGCCCAUUCUUGUGGCUCUAUGGAUGCGUCGAAGAGGCAGAGAGGGUCAAGGAGGGGGCGGUGACAGGCCCAAACCUGCAACGGAGGCUUCGCAGCCACCUAAAGGAGCACAGACCUUUGAUUUGUCGCGUCUUGGGAAUGCGUUUACGUAUGAUCACCUUCUCCAAGCGACAGGGGACUUCAAUGACGCCAAUCUGAUCAAACGUGGCCACUCCGGGAGCUUGUUCCGUGGCUUCUUGGAUAACGGAACGCCCAUUGUUAUAAAGAAGAUCGAUACCAAGGAGAGUAAAAACGAAGGGUAUAUAGCGGAGCUUGAGCUGUUGAGUAAAGCUGGACACCAGAGGCUGGUUCCAUGUCUUGGACACUGCUUGGAGAAUGAGGGGCAGAAGCUAUUGGUGUACAAGUUCAUGAGGAACGGAGAUCUGGCUAGCGCUUUGUUUAGGAAGUCGGACAACGAAGGUGAUGGGUUGAAGUCUUUGGAUUGGAUAACGAGGUUGAAGAUCGCUCUUGGUGCCGCCGAGGGGCUAGCUUACUUGCAUCACGAGUGUUCCCCACCUCUUGUUCAUAGAGAUGUGCAAGCAAGUAGUAUACUUCUUGAUGAUAAGUUUGAGGUACGUCUUGGAAGCCUAAGCGAGGCAUAUGUUCAAGGUGAUGCUUAUCAGAGCAGGAUUUCUCGUUUACUUCGGUUACCACAAUCGACUGAAGCAUCCUCUUCAGGUGCAGCAAAUGCAACAUGCGCCUAUGAUGUCUACUGCUUCGGCAAAGUGUUACUUGAGCUAGUCACGGGGAAGCUCGGGAUCAGCUCGCCGGACAACGCAGAGGCAAAAGCAUACAUGGAAGAAGCUUUGCAAUACAUCAGCACAAACGAGAAGGAGCUAGUGACCAAGAUCCUAGACCCGUCGUUAUUGGUGGACGAGGACCUUCUAGAAGAAGUCUGGGCGAUGGCUAUCAUCGCAAAGUCAUGCCUAAACCCAAAACCAACAAGAAGGCCGUUGAUGAGACACAUAGUGAACGCACUUGAGAAUCCGUUGAAAGUAGUGAGAGAGGAUACCAACUCUGGCUCAGGCUCUUCACGGUUGAGAACAAACUCGUCGAGAGGGUCUUGGAACGCUGCUAUAUUCGGGAGCUGGAGGCAGAGCGCGUCUGAUGUAACAGCUGUUCAAGCUGUAGGAACAACAAGUGGUGGUGGGGGUUUGAUAAACUCGGGGUCGCAAGGGAGCAGUGGAAGGAAUAAUAACAAUGGGAACUCAUCGUCGAGAAGAAGGCAGUCUAGUGAGAUUGUGCCUGAACCUGCAGCUUAUGGGGAAGAUGUAGAAGUUCUCAGGUGAGAGAGGAUAAGAUUUUUAUGAUUGGUUCAUCGAUUCUUUGCGUCGUUAAUAACCAGAGGCAAAGUGAGUCCUCUCAGGUAGCAGCAUAGAAUAUGGUUUUUUCUUCAAGAUUAUUAUUUUUCUUCGUCUCCUUAUUUAUUUUGUUUUUUUUUUUGGGUUAGGAUUGGCGGGGUUAGAAUUGUAAUUCACAUUUUCUAGAUCUUUGUAAAUUUUAAUUCUUGGAGAUUGGGUUUUCCUCGGCUGGUUAAAAGGGAAGAUUGGUUUCGUUUAAAUUUGUCAGUUCCACUUUCUUCGUUUUGAUUCCA
Brassica napus (rape) is the source of this 3396-nucleotide messenger RNA. RefSeq names its product probable LRR receptor-like serine/threonine-protein kinase At2g16250. Bases 368 to 3091 code for a protein of 907 amino acids. The record is from RefSeq and is a predicted model, not a curated record. Gene Ontology annotation, molecular function: protein binding; ATP binding; protein kinase activity. The transcript has 4 exons. NCBI's taxonomy places the organism in Eukaryota, Viridiplantae, Streptophyta, Magnoliopsida, Brassicales, Brassicaceae. Gene Ontology annotation, biological process: protein phosphorylation.